Messenger RNA from Aspergillus chevalieri, 603 nucleotides. RefSeq lists its product as uncharacterized. The record is from RefSeq and is a predicted model, not a curated record. The transcript has a single exon. NCBI's taxonomy places the organism in Eukaryota, Fungi, Ascomycota, Eurotiomycetes, Eurotiales, Aspergillaceae. The coding region runs from base 1 to 603 and encodes 200 amino acids.
AUGACAGCACAGCGGAUUGCGGAAAUCAACGAUGGAGAGGAAGAUAUACACAAUGGGGUGCGACGGAGUAGACGGGGGCGACAAAGGGUAUAUAACGGCGAUGCGGACGAAACAGGGUCGGUGGAUGGCGUGGAAUAUGAUCUUUACGAUGAUACGGAUAGCACCGUGGCUUACGCGGUUCAACUGGCGAUGCAGGAACGGGAGGACUGGUUGGUGGAAAAGGCAUUGGAACGGAUUCGGCGUGCGCAUGUAUCUGGACAGAAGAACAUACGAUUAUCGUCGGAGGAGCGGGAGGCACUGGAUCGCAGACGAGCGCGCCAGAAUGGGUCGAAAGGUUCUACGACAAGACAACGGAGUACGAUGGACAGUCCAAACAGGGGAACGAAUGGCAGGACCCGAACACGGCGCGGCUCUAAUUGCCGGGGGUCUCAUCAACAAACUCAUUCGUCUCCUGUGAUUUCUCUCGACUCCGACUCCGAUGGUGACAAAAAGAAAAAUGAUAGUGGAGAUGAAGUUCAGAUCAUCGAUGUGGUGCAGCGCCGAGUGCCGGUCAGCCCUACGCCGCGGACGAGGACGAGUGGUCGUUCCCGUGGUCGUCGCUAA